Panicum hallii is the source of this 1799-nucleotide messenger RNA. RefSeq names its product F-box protein FBW2-like. The record is from RefSeq and is a predicted model, not a curated record. Gene Ontology annotation, molecular function: protein binding. The coding region runs from base 380 to 1291 and encodes 303 amino acids. The transcript has 2 exons. Lineage: Eukaryota; Viridiplantae; Streptophyta; Magnoliopsida; Poales; Poaceae.
AGUGUGCGCGCCUGAGACAAGAAACCCCCGUCCCUUCCUCUCCCCCAAAAUUCACAAAAGGAAAACCCCAUAGCCAUAGGGGUGCCCGGCUGGCGGCGAUCGCCGGAGAUGAAGCGUAGGAUGAGGAGGACAGGGGUGGAAGGCGAAGAGGGCGAGGCCUGACGGCGGCUGGCGCGGCGGGGGAGGGCCUGUGGUGAGGUGGUCGCACGCGGCCGUCGCUGGAGGUGGAGGAGGGUGGACGAGGGGUGUUCUUGGUCCGGGAAAGGCGGGACUUGAUGGCCCGAGCUGCGGGAGCGGAGGGUCUUGGACGAGCUGGUCGGAGGCGGCGGCGCCGGCGAAGGAGGCCGGUACGACCACCUGCAGGGGGAAGUGGGUGCAGAUGUUGGAGUGGGACUGGACAGAGCCGGACGCGGAGAAGGCGAGGCCGUGCGACGCCGGGGGAAGAGAGGCGGGAGGCGAUGAGGAGGAGGUGGUCUACGAGUGGAGGUGGACGGAGGCGGUGAGCCCGGAGAUUCUGGCUCUGGUGCUUCGCGGGCGGCUCACGGCGGACGAGGUGGCGCGGGGCCCGGCGCUGGUGUGCAGGGCGUGGAGGCAAGCCGUGGCGUCGCCGGACAUGUGGGGCGACGUGGACAUCGAGGCGUGGUGCCGCCGCGUCAACUGCCGCGCCAAGGCCGACGCCGCCGUGCGCCGACUCGUCGCCCGCGCGCAGGGCACGCUCCGGAGGCUCUCCGCCUACCGCGUCGGCGACGCCUCGCUCACCUACGUCGCAGCCUCCGGGAAGCUGCUCAAUGUCCUCCAGAUCCCAAUGAGUGAGAUCACUGAUCAAACCGUGGAGAAGCAUGCAGAAUUCCUUCCUGCACUUAAAGUGCUGGACAUCAGUAACUGCCUGAAUAUCACGUUCAGAGGAAUUGAGGCACUAGGCCGGCACUGCAGGUUGCUCGUUCAGCUGAAGAGGUACAUGCCCCCUCCAGAGCCUCCUCAGGGUAACAACAGGGCUGCUAGGGUGGUUGAAGAAGAGGCAUUGGCAGUCGCAAACACCAUGCUGACGCUGCAACAGCUUGAGCUUGCGUAUGGCCUGUUCAGUGACCUUGCGCUAAACACGAUUCUUAACAAGUGCCCGCUGCUGCACGCGCUGGGCAUACUUGGCUGCUGGAAUGUCAGGCUUGGAGGCCACUUAGAGGAGAGGUGCUGCGCGCUCCAGUCAUUCAGGGAACCAUGGGAGCCUGAGUACUGCACUGACUCAAGCAGUGGAGGUGACUACGAUGAUAACAAUACUGACAGUGAUGAUUGACGGGGUUCUGUUUAGAGGUUCAAGUGGUUGGGUAUUGGCCGAUAAUUAUGAAUGAGGAGUUUGGGUAUUGUAGUCUGAUGCCAGCCAGCGCAUCUACCCUUGGUGACCAUUAUUCCAUACCCUACAAGGCUUGCAUUAGAGUGCUGCUGCUUAUGCAGAGAAACAAAUAAGCUUUAGUUAACAGUAGAAAAGUAAAGCAUGGUAGUAUUGGAGAUUGAUAAAGAUGAUUGCUGACAUGAGACGAUUUCUGAAUGUGCUUGUGAUGACUUUUGUCAUAGGGAACACCUAUUCAGAUGCUUAUGUUUCGCCUGAUUGAAAUGAGGGAAAUUGGUGAUACUGUCUACUGAAUUUCAUGUUUCACUUCCUAAUUGGACUUGGUGCAUCCUUCGGGACGUGUAUAGCAUGGUUUCUUGUAACCAUUGUUCGGAUUAGUUGUGCAUGUUUUACUGAAUGACUGGGUUCAUAACUUCCAAGGGUUCCUGCUUGUUCUGUUCAUAAUUUGCACUGA